UUUCCACUGUGAAAGUUAUUCCCCAGCCGAAGGAGGAGAGCCAGUGACAGCCCACUCUCUCCUACCAACAACCCCAAUCUGCUUUUGAAACAGUAGUCGGCGUGCUGAGGCAAGAGCUAACCUGUAUCUCUCUCUCUUUCUCUCUCUCCCUCUCUCUCUCUCUCUCUCUCUCUCUCUCUGUCUGUCUGUCUGUGGGACAUCGAGGCGAAGGGGAGAGCUCACAACACAACACGGCGGUCCUCCAUGGCUCUGUGCAACGGAGACAGCAAGCUGGAGAUCAGCAGCGCAGAGCAGAAUGGAUCAUGUGAGGGGGCAGUGGCGAUCCUGGAUGCAGGGGCCCAGUAUGGCAAGGUGAUCGACAGGCGGGUGCGAGAGCUGUGUGUGCGCUCUGAGAUCCUUCCCUUGGAGACCCCAGCCUUUGCUAUCAGAGAACAGGGCUACAGGGCAAUCAUCAUUUCAGGAGGCCCUGCCUCUGUGUAUGCAGAAGAUGCACCCUGGUUCGACCCUGCCAUAUUCACUAUAGGAAAGCCCGUCCUUGGGAUUUGCUAUGGCAUGCAGAUGAUGAAUAAAGUUUUUGGUGGCACAGUGCACAAGAAGAGUGUAAGGGAAGAUGGAGUGUUCAGUAUUGGACUGGACAACACUUGCUCCCUCUACAGAGGCCUUCAGAAGGAGGAACUGGUCCUGCUGACCCAUGGAGACAGUGUGGAUAAAGUGGCUGAUGGCUUUAAAGUGGUGGCCCAGUCAGGGAACAUCAUUGCCGGGAUUGCCAACGAACAGAAGAAGCUGUACGGGACACAGUUUCAUCCUGAAGUCGACUUGACAGAGCGAGGCAUGGAGAUGCUCCGUAACUUCCUCUUUGAGAUCGCGGGAUGCACGAGUAAUUUCACCGUACAGAACCGCCAACAGGCCUGCAUCAAUGAUAUCAGAGAAAAAGUAGACAAGUCUAAAGUGCUGGUGCUGCUGAGUGGCGGCGUGGACUCGACAGUUUGCACAGCCCUCCUCAACAAAGCUCUGAACCAGGAUCAGGUGAUUGCAGUUCACAUCGACAACGGCUUCAUGAGGAAGAGAGAGAGUCAGAGUGUGGAGGAGGCCCUCACCAAACUGGGCAUCAAACUCAAAGUGGUAAAUGCAGCUCACACUUUCUACAACGGAACGACAACACUUCCCAUCUCUGAGGAAGACAGGACGCCCCGGAAGCGCAUCAGCAAGACCUUGAAUAUGACCACCAACCCUGAGGAGAAAAGGAAAAUCAUUGGAGAUACAUUUGUCAAGGUGGCGAAUGAAGUGAUUGGAGAGAUGAAUCUGAAGCCAGAAGAGGUUUUCUUGGCCCAGGGUACCCUGAGGCCUGACCUCAUUGAGAGCGCCUCUCAUCUCGCCAGUGGCAAGGCAGAGGUCAUCAAAACACACCACAACGACACCGAGCUCAUCCGCAAACUCCGAGAUGAGGGAAAAGUAAUCGAACCACUGAAAGAUUUCCAUAAAGAUGAGGUCAGAGCGCUGGGGAGGGAGCUGGGUCUGCCGGAGGAGAUUGUCUCUCGACACCCUUUCCCUGGUCCUGGUUUGUCCAUCAGGGUGAUUUGUGCAGAGGAGCCAUACAUCUGCAAGGACUUUGCAGAGACAAACAACAUCCUCAAAAUCGUCACAGACUUCUCUGCAAGUGUCAAAAAGCCCCACGCCUUGCUGCAGAGAGUCAAGUCGUGCAUAUCGGAUGAGGAGGAGGAGAAGCUCAUGCAGAUCACCAGCCUUCAUUCACUCAAUGCCUUCCUGCUGCCCAUCAAAACUGUCGGCGUCCAGGGUGACUGCCGGUCCUACAGUUAUGUGUGCGGCGUCACAAGUAAAGAAUCUCCACACUGGGAGUCUCUCAUGUUCCUGGCCAGACUCAUCCCUCGCAUGUGCCAUAGCAUCAAUAGAGUUGUGUAUGUAUUUGGGUCCCACGUGAAGGAGCCGCCUACAGACAUUACCCCGACCUUCCUGACCACAGGCGUUCUGAGCACGCUUAGACAGGCUGACUUUGUAGCUCACUCUAUUCUCAGAGAGUCUGGCUACUCUGGUAAGAUCAGCCAGAUGCCGGUCAUCCUGACCCCUCUGCACUUUGACCGUGACCCACUGCAGAAGCAGCCAUCCUGCCGGCGCUCCGUGGUGGUCCGCACCUUCAUUACCAGCGACUUCAUGACUGGCAUCCCCGCCAUGCCGGGCAACCAUCUCCCUGAGGAGGUGGUGCUGAAGAUGGUAAAUGAGAUUAAGAAGAUUCCAGGCAUCUCCAGAGUCAUGUAUGAUCUGACCUCCAAACCACCUGGCACCACAGAGUGGGAAUAAAACACAACAUGACGUUGCACCGAUAGGACACACACUCACACACAAUGCACAAACACACUCAACAGAUAUCAGAGAGGGCUGGUGAACUCCUCUCCUUCUUUUCUGUCCUUCCUCCCUUCCUACUUUCCUUCUCCCCCCUCCCCUCCCCUCCUCCUCCUCCUCCUCCUCCUCCUCCCUCCUGUACCUCCCCUUCCUCUCUUCAACAUUCCCAUGGAAGGCAGACCGUACUGUGACGGGCGCACACGCAAAGGCGCUACUACUCUGCUCUCCCCACAACUCCUCCCUGGUCUUAAUAUUUUUGGCGAUAGGGAUCGAUUAAUGUCGGUUAUUGAUAAUAUAUUGACUUUGUUUCAUUUCCAUGUACAACAAUUGUAUUUCCUCUCUUAUGAUAAAAAGGUAAAUUGCUGCUUCCUGUUGUGAGGUCGACUAUUAAAGGCAAGUGGCCAGAUGCUGUGAACGUACAGAUAGUGGACUUUAUUGUGCCUCAGGUUGCAUUGUGGGAUGAGCAAAGCAUAAAAAUAAGUAAACAGAAGUGUCACAAAAAGAAAGAACAGUGGAAGGAGGGUUUUGAAAAUCUUCAAUUGUUUUCUGCCUUUUUUUUUUUUUUUUCUUUUUGGUCAAAUGUUUUUGUUUUACUGUUGUAGGUCAAUGUCCUCAGCCUAAGACUAUCCUCUCUCUCUCUCUGUUCAUUUUCACUUUCUGCCUGUAUACUGUGCUAUGAAGAAGGUUGUCUGUGCAAAGUAAAACAGACAAAACCUAUGUGACCAAUCAAUGAUUUUUAAGCUUUUUUUUUUUGUUGUUGUUUUGUUUUGCCAAAAGUAGAAUAUGCUGUGUUGAUAUAACGUUCUGGGCUCCUCUGACGAUCUUCUCCAAGCUACAUUUGUUGACAAGAGGUGUUGACUGUUGCCGUCCCCAUCAUGGACAGCAGUUAACCAGCUGUGCAGCUGUACAGGAGGCCAAUAUGAUGGGUGACUUUGUACGUGCCUGUUCUAUUGUUUUGUUUUGUUUUUUUCAUUUGGUGUGAUCUGACCUGGAUGUUUCCAGAGACGAGGAUAUAACAGUUUCUCCUCAUGCUGCAAUAUGUAUGCUUUUUAUGAAGAAUAAACAUGGCAAGAGGACUAACUAAUAACAAAAUUAUAAGUACAGUAGAGUUUAUAACCACAGUGUGUAAAUUGCUGUCGUCAUUUCAACAUUAUUUGGCUGCUCUUUUGCUCUGCAGGGGCGCUUUUUUUUUUUUUUUUCUCACCCAUAAAGCCUCUGUGCUUUAUCAACAGAAUUGUACAUCCAGUGGAGACUUCACCUUAUUAAGUGUUUUGCUCUGUAGUGUCACAGGUCAGGUUAGGAGUACUGUCAGUUGCCAUCUCCGAUGUAAAUUCACUGUGUCUAAAAAAAGGCAUUACUGGUUCAUUUUUCUGUUCUGUCAAAACUAGUCAUUCUUGUCAUCUAGACCUCAGUGAAUACAGCGCUCAGGUUUAACUGAGUUUUAAAAAGCGUAUAAGAUAGAGACAUCUCACUCGGGCGUGGUGCUUCUCAUGCCUCCAGAAUUUGUCUCCGUGCCUCUCAUCCUCUGUUACUCCCUCACCUUUAGUGGCAGAAUAUUCCCAAUGCAAAAUGAAUGGUUUCCUUACUUGUCUGAACUGCUAUGGUUAUUAGUGUUUCUCCCUCUGUUCUGCCUUUUUAUAUGUGUGUAUUUUAUGUUUCAUAUGUCUCCAUAGAAAACAACAGCUUGAUAAUAAUAGACAUAAUUUUGUAGUUGGAUUUAAUUGCAAUAUCAAUAAGAUUAAGUUAUGCAAUUCUAUGUCUGAUGGGGUUUUUUUUUUUCGUUUGUUUUGGGGUUUUUUGUUCAACAAUGCUCAUUCUCCUUAGUAACGUGCCUCAAACCAAGCCACUGCAUGCAGUUUCAACUAUGACAUUUGUACAAUGGAAAACUGAGCUUUAAUAAAGAUCUCCAUGUGGAAACUUCCCA
Thunnus maccoyii (southern bluefin tuna) is the source of this 4282-nucleotide messenger RNA. It is a transcript of the gene gmps, whose product is annotated as guanine monophosphate synthase. Gene Ontology annotation, cellular component: cytosol. The record is from RefSeq and is a predicted model, not a curated record. The transcript is spliced from 16 exons. NCBI's taxonomy places the organism in Eukaryota, Metazoa, Chordata, Actinopteri, Scombriformes, Scombridae. Bases 244 to 2316 code for a protein of 690 amino acids. Gene Ontology annotation, molecular function: GMP synthase activity; ATP binding; GMP synthase (glutamine-hydrolyzing) activity. Gene Ontology annotation, biological process: GMP biosynthetic process.